AUGGCCGCCUCCACCAGGUCCGUCUGCUCUGACGCUUGCACCAGCUCCUCCUGGCAGGUGGACGACUGCCCAGAGAGCUGCUGUGAGCCCUGCUGCUGUGCCCCCAGCUACUGCCAGCCUAGCUGCUGUGCCCCAGCCCCCUGCCUGACCCUCGUCUGCACCCCAGUGAGCUGUGUGUCCAGCCCCUGCUGCCAAUCUUCCUGCUGCACACCCUCAUGCUGCCAGCAGUCUAGCUGUCAGCCAGCUUGCUGCACCUGCUCCCCCUGCCAGCCAUCCUGCUGUGUACCUGUCUGCUGCACACCUGUCUGCUGCAAGCCAGUGUGCUGUGUCACCAUCUGCUCUGGCUGCCAGCCGACCUGCUGCGUGCCCGUCUGUUGCAAGCCUGUCUGCUAUGAGGCAGGCUGCUGUGGGGCUUCCUCCUGCUGCUGUUGA
Molecule: messenger RNA, 432 nt
Organism: Apodemus sylvaticus (European woodmouse)
Lineage: Eukaryota; Metazoa; Chordata; Mammalia; Rodentia; Muridae
Product: keratin-associated protein 10-8-like
Exons: 1
Coding region: 1-432 (143 amino acids)
Cellular component (GO): keratin filament
Source: RefSeq, a predicted model, not a curated record